AUGACACCGCGACGUUUGGCGCUCGUAUUUCCUGGCCAAGGUAGUCAACGCGUAGGUAUGUGCAAGGACUUGCUAGCCGAUUGGCCUCGUAUUGUUGGCGACGUGCUGGAGGAGGCCAGUGAGGCCACGGGCCUCAAUUUAAAGCGCCGAAUGACGGAAGGUCCGAAUGAUGAGCUCACGUCCACCCAUGUCGCUCAGCCGGCGCUGCUGUCAAUGUCUAUGGCGGUACUACGUGUUUUGCAGCACGAAGUGGAGCUACCAUCAAUUCGCUUCACUCUGGGUCAUUCACUAGGCGAAUAUUCAGCGCUGGUGGCAGGUGAAGCCAUCAAAUUUGCAGAUGCUGCUCAUCUUGUUUAUUUUCGUGGAUUGGCAAUGCAGCGAGCUGUAGCUCCAGGCGUAGGCGCUAUGGCUGCUCUGCAACCUGUGUGUCCCAAGGAUGCUGAGACGCUUUGUCACGAGGCUGCAUUACAGACGGGAAAAGUCUGUCAAGUGGCCAAUUACAAUUCGAUCAAGCAGACAGUUAUUAGUGGUGAUGCUCGGACUGUGAAGGUUGCCAUUGCUCAAGCCAAAGCCACCGAGAAAGCACGACGUGCUGUGUUGCUAAAUGUUAGUGCUCCGUUUCACUGCGCACUGAUGGAACCUGCUAAAUUAGAGCUGCACGAGCAGCUUAAGCAAUUACUAUCCGACAAUAAAUUACAUAAACCGAAGGUGCCUGUAGUGUGGAACGUCGAAGGGAGGGCGACGACGAAGUCACCUGAUGAGAUUGCUGAAGUAUUGAAGAAGCAGGUAGUGCAUGCCGUUCGCUGGAGUGAUAGCAUCGAUUAUUGCGUGGCGAAGGGAGUAAAUGAAUUUUUGGAAUUGGGCGUAGGCGGCGUGCUUACUGGCCUAAUCCGACAACACUUGGGCAAAGGCGACGUGACGACCACCAGCUGUGGUACCACCGACGACAUCAAAGCGUUUUUAAAGACAUCGCAGCAAUGA
Messenger RNA from Plasmopara halstedii, 981 nucleotides. RefSeq names its product malonyl-acyl carrier protein transacylase. The record is from RefSeq and is a predicted model, not a curated record. Gene Ontology annotation, molecular function: [acyl-carrier-protein] S-malonyltransferase activity. The transcript has a single exon. The coding region runs from base 1 to 981 and encodes 326 amino acids. Lineage: Eukaryota; Oomycota; Peronosporomycetes; Peronosporales; Peronosporaceae. Gene Ontology annotation, cellular component: mitochondrion. Gene Ontology annotation, biological process: fatty acid biosynthetic process.